Molecule: messenger RNA, 827 nt
Organism: Suhomyces tanzawaensis NRRL Y-17324
Lineage: Eukaryota; Fungi; Ascomycota; Pichiomycetes; Serinales; Debaryomycetaceae
Exons: 1
Coding region: 199-627 (142 amino acids)
Source: RefSeq, a predicted model, not a curated record
UAGCUAUCGUGGUAUCUGGAGCCGUGACGAAAUCGUAUCAACAAUCGACUCUGUCAGGAGAUAUGCGUGUACAGUAUUCUUUUUCAGCAGGGAACACAUAUCGGAUUGAAUUCAAUAGGCUAGCCUGGACAAGGCAUGAAAUAGCAGCAGUAUUGGCACCGCUGCCUGUGAAGGAAAAUAGGGCCUCAAUCGCCUUUUAUGAAAUAUCCUAGUAGAUUAACCAUAAUUAAUAGUCUCGCACCGAGCUUCCCAAUGGCAAGGUUUAUAGCCAUUCGCGGCUUCAUACGAGAUCGUGCUGCCCUCAGGCACAGUGUAACCCUCAGGCAGAGAAUUCUCCGCCUUAUUCUCCUGGAGAAGAUCAUCCUCGAUUUAUGCAAGCAAUGUAAUUCUGGGACGCGAACAGUUCAAGAAGAUCGAUCGGCAGCCAAUGAGGUCAUACUACUCCACAGUAACCCCAAGCGAUCCAGGAACCAAGCCUGGCAAACCGCCCAAUGGCAUACACAGCCAUGCCCCACCAGCCCCACUUUCUCCGUCAUUCGUUACACAUUUACGUCAGGCCGCCAUUGCUCGUGGCCCCACGUCAAACAGGUGUUGUCUGGUUGCAAACAACAAACAACCCAACAAUAAUAAGAUGGUAAUAAUAUGGCCGCCACUGGACACCAGCAGCGACUUCUCACCAAUGGGAAACGUGUCGUGUUCAGAGCUCCACCCACGGACCUACUGGCCAACCACUCUAAUACCGCCACCAUCGUUUGCACCAUUCUGACACUGCCAAGCCUGUCGCGGGUGCCGUUUAAUGGCGAGCUCGGAGCGUCUGGGGUAGAGGU